This is a messenger RNA of Saprolegnia diclina VS20, 858 nucleotides long. RefSeq lists its product as hypothetical. NCBI's taxonomy places the organism in Eukaryota, Oomycota, Saprolegniomycetes, Saprolegniales, Saprolegniaceae. The coding region runs from base 14 to 817 and encodes 267 amino acids. The record is from RefSeq and is a predicted model, not a curated record. The transcript has a single exon.
UUGCAGUCCAUCCAUGACGAGCUCUACUAGUACCACGACGACAGCCCAGCCCAUGGCCUGGAACGUCUCCAUCCAUGCACUCAACCAGCUCCUCCACAGCGCCGACCUCGCCGUCGUGGCCGCCCAGCUGGCCUCGACGCACUACGACAGCGGCGUCGACAUUGGCGCCUUGCCGCUCGACGAGUGGACAAGCUACGUCGCGGCCGAAUUCCAGACGCUGCCGUCCAAGGCCAUGACGUGGCGCGACGGGCACGUGUUCAUCACGGAGCUGCCGCUGCCAUUGCACACGGCCCUCGUUGCCGCAUGCAACAGCGUCGUCGAGGCAGCAACGGGCACGAGCAACUGGCAUCUCAAGCACUAUCGCAGCGCGAUGGUGGCGUCGCUGGACUUGCUCAUCGAACCCGACUGCAGUUACGGCCCGGACCGCGGCGUCGGCGGGUCGCUCCCGCGCGGCCUCCUCUCGUGGGCCGACUACCACACGGUCAAGGUCGAGAUCGGCGUCACGCGCGGCUGGACGCAGCUCGAUGCCAAGGCCAGCGCGUGGCAUCGUUUCCCAGGUGUCCAGUACAUUUUGUGCAUCCAUGUCUCGAGCGACCGUCGCGUCCGCGAGUUCAAGCUCUACGACGUGGUGGCGGGCCAGCCGCUUGCACCGGUCGCGCCGCGGCCCAUUGAAGCGACGACUGUGCUGUCGCUCGACUCGCGUCGUCUCCUUGGACUCCCCGCAUCCGAACGCUUCCCGACCCGGUUUGCGCAGCCAAACAUGCGCGUGUCUCUCUCCGACAUUGUGACCAUCGCGAUUGCCAAGCAAACCAACUAAGUUAUGACCCAUAUAUACGUUCUGCUACGACCCUUAGAGCC